AUGACCAAGGUUUAUCUCGAUGAUAUUAUUUUUGGUUCUCCUCUUGAGUCUUUAGCUUAUGUGUUUGCUGAGUGUUUGAAGCAAGAAUUUGAAAUGAGUAUGGUUGGGGAGUUGAGUUAUUUCCUUGGACUUCAGGUGAGACAGACAGAGGAUGGACUGUUCAUUUCACAGUCUAAGUAUACUAAGGAUCUAGUUAAGCGUUUCGGGCUGGAUAGUAAGAAGCAUACUAGGACACCUAUGAGUACUAGUUUGAAGUUAAGUCGUGAUGCUUCAGAUCCAAAAGAAUCACACUUAAGCUCUGUUAGACGCAUCAUUAGAUAUGUGAGUGGAACAGUUGAUCUAGGAAUAUUCUAUUCUAGGAAUUCUAAUCUUGACUUGGCUGGCUACUCCGAUGCCGAUUGGGCCGGAAACGCGGAUGAUAGGAAAAGCAAGACAGUGGGUUGUUUUUACAUGGGUAGCAAUCUCGUAGCCUGGUUGAGUAAGAAACAGAAUUAUAUAUCUCUAUCCAUGGCAGAGGCCGAAUACAUAGCUGCAGUCUCUCUCGACCAUGUCUCUACUGACAAUCAAUUGGCAGAUCUACUUACGAAACCACUAAAUGGAUUGAGGUUUGAGUCGCUUCGGAUGGCUGUUGGUGUUUGCUCACCUAUCUGA
Messenger RNA from Olea europaea var. sylvestris, 651 nucleotides. RefSeq lists its product as uncharacterized. Lineage: Eukaryota; Viridiplantae; Streptophyta; Magnoliopsida; Lamiales; Oleaceae. Bases 1 to 651 code for a protein of 216 amino acids. The record is from RefSeq and is a predicted model, not a curated record. The transcript is spliced from 4 exons.